This is a messenger RNA of Nicrophorus vespilloides, 1033 nucleotides long. Its product is annotated as zinc finger protein 302-like. Bases 86 to 1033 code for a protein of 315 amino acids. Gene Ontology annotation, biological process: regulation of transcription by RNA polymerase II. The transcript is spliced from 2 exons. Lineage: Eukaryota; Metazoa; Arthropoda; Insecta; Coleoptera; Silphidae. The record is from RefSeq and is a predicted model, not a curated record. Gene Ontology annotation, molecular function: DNA-binding transcription factor activity, RNA polymerase II-specific; RNA polymerase II cis-regulatory region sequence-specific DNA binding.
GGUUAAGUGGCCAGCGCGCAUCAAAACCGAAAGCACGCGAGUUCAACGCAAAGCGCAUUCCACCAUUAUUUUAAGACUGAGGAGCAUGGAAGAUAUAGACUUAGAUUCCAAUCUACUUGAUGAUUUCACAAGCCUAGAAUUCCCUCAGCCGGAAGAAAUCAGCGAGUUUCUUAUAUUCGGUAAACCCGACGACCCGCAUACCGAUGUCAUCGACGACUUAGACGGUAUCAUCACCGUCUUGGAUAAGCCAAAGAAGGACUCCUUCCUAUGCUCGCCCCAAAUCUGCGACGAAGACGGCAUAAACUUCAACCUAAAAUGCUACUUAGAAAACGAAUUCGGCUUCGACGCCAAUUCCAUCCUCAACGAAAACAGCUUCAUCGAAAUCAAUAUUAAUCCAGAGAAUCUACUCUCCGAUUCAAGUUCGGGUGAUAUUUCGGAAUACCUAGGCAACUUCGAUUAUUUAUUACAGGACCAUCCGGAUUUCUGCGACAUCACAGCCUGCGAUGCAACCUCCGAGAGUCCGCUGCUGGAGAUGUUUCCGCACUUGAACGAUGAGAAGAACAAACGUCGCAGAUCGCUGCUUUUCGAAAACAACUUUGCGCCAAAGGGCAAGCAGGAGCAGACCAAAGAAAGAAAAACGCCGUUGAAGUUUAAUAAACAGAAUCACGACGCACUGCUUAACCACGAUUACACUCAAAAGAAGUGCGAAGAUCAGAAGUACUUCACUUGUCCUAUAAGCAAUUGUGAGAAGAUCUAUGCGAAAUCCUCGCACUUAAAAACACAUCUUCGGCGGCAUUCCGGCGAGAAGCCCUUCGCCUGUAAUUGGCUGAAUUGCAACUGGAAGUUCUCCAGGUCAGAUGAAUUGGCCAGACACAAACGGUCGCAUUCUGGAAUUAAACCAUACAAAUGUGAACUUUGCGAAAAGGCUUUUGCACGAUCAGAUCAUCUUUCCAAGCACAACAAAGUACAUAGAAAGAAGAUGGCACUGUACGGUUCGUACAUCAUCAAAAAGCGUCUGCGCUGCAACGAUUGA